Messenger RNA from Mycena citricolor, 8777 nucleotides. The record is from the annotation of a GenBank genome assembly. NCBI's taxonomy places the organism in Eukaryota, Fungi, Basidiomycota, Agaricomycetes, Agaricales, Mycenaceae.
AGGUUUGUUGGUUGUCCUCGACGCCGACCACGUCUUACUCCACUCUUCUCAACCUCGUUCAUAUCGCUCGAGAGCGUCUCUCUGAACCCGUCUACUGCUGUCUUCGCUGACAGUACUUCUCACGCUCUGAUCCGGCGUCCUCCACGCCGCCUGCACCCGUUUUUGUCUGCUUUCGCAAGUGGUUCAAAGCACAAUAAAAAUCCGCUCAGACCCUCUAUCAACGCGCUAAUACACACCCUGGAACCGUCUCGACUUUCUGCUCGACCUUUCUUGGACCUCCCUGCGCCGUCGCUCCCCGUUUUCGUGUCAUAUCUGAAGCGCUCUUCCCCUCGUCACCAUGCUCGGCCACCAGUUCGCGUACUCCGCGGCUCCUGUCCGGAAAGUGAAGGAGGUCCAGUUUGGUAUCCUCUCCCCUGAGGAAAUUAAAGCCUACUCUGUCGCCAAAAUUGAGCAUCCUGAAGUCAUGGACGAGACCACUCACAAACCCAAGAUGGGUGGACUGAUGGAUCCUCGGAUGGGCACCAUCGAUCGCAACUUCAAGUGCCAGACGUGUGGCGAGGGGAUGUCCGAGUGUCCAGGUCAUUUCGGCCACAUUGAAUUAGCUCGACCUGUUUUCCAUCCAGGCUUCAUCUUGAAAGUCAAGAAGAUCUUGGAGUGUAUUUGCAUAAAUUGUGGAAAGCUCAAAGCGGACAUCUCGGACCCCAGCUUUGCGGACAAGGUUCGACGUAUCCGUGAUCCCAAGAAGCGCAUGGCCGCGGUUUGGGCGCAUUGCAAGGGCAAGAUGACGUGCGAGGCUGAUGAUCCGAAGGAGGAGAACCAGGAACCUGAUGCCGAGGAGCCCAAAAAGGGACACGGAGGAUGUGGUUACGUUCAGCCGCAGAUAAGAAAGGAGGCUCUCAAGUUCUUCGCUCAGUAUAAACGACCCAAGGACGAUGAUGAUGAGCUCAAGUCGAUGCAGCCUGACAAGCGACUGUUCACUCCUUCCGAUAUCUACACUACUCUCAAAAAGAUAUCGGAUACUGAUCUUCACCUGCUUGGGUUGUCUGAUGAAUAUGCGCGACCAGAGUGGAUGAUCUUGACUGUGCUGCCCGUGCCCCCGCCCCCAGUACGCCCUAGUAUCGCGGUGGAUGGUGGCGCGAUGCGAAGUGAAGAUGAUCUGACGUACAAGCUCGGGGACAUCAUCAAAGCCUCUGCGAAUGUUCGACGCUGUGAAAGUGAAGGCACACCUGCUCACGUUAUCUCUGAGUUCGAGCAAUUGUUGCAGUUCCAUGUUGCAACCUACAUGAACAACGACAUUGCAGGUAUCCCUCAAGCACUGCAGAAGUCUGGACGUCCCGUGAAGUCGAUCCGAGCCCGACUGAAGGGCAAGGAAGGUCGACUGCGGGGCAACCUGAUGGGCAAGCGUGUUGAUUUCUCGGCCCGGACUGUCAUUACGGGUGACCCUAAUCUGGAUCUGGACCAAGUUGGAGUACCUCGCUCUAUAGCCAUGAACUUGACCUAUCCGGAACGAGUUACCCCAUACAACAUCUCUUAUCUGCAAGAGCUUGUUCAAAACGGCCCUACCAACUAUCCUGGUGCUCGAUAUGUCGUACGCGAUACUGGAGAGCGUAUUGAUCUGCGGUAUAAUAAACGAGCGGACGCCUUCCUACAAUACGGCUGGAUUGUCGAACGACAUCUCAAGGACGGAGACUACGUUCUGUUCAAUCGUCAGCCCAGUCUGCACAAGAUGAGUAUGAUGAGUCACCGUGUCAAAUUGAUGCCCUACUCGACUUUCCGACUGAACCUUUCUGUUACUCCCCCCUACAACGCUGAUUUCGAUGGUGACGAGAUGAACAUGCAUGUGCCUCAAAGCGAGGAAACUCGUGCAGAACUGAGUCAGAUCGCAUGGGUGCCGCGUCAGAUCAUCUCCCCCCAAGCUAACAAGCCUGUCAUGGGUAUCGUGCAAGAUACACUCUGUGGCAUCCGCAAGUUUACCCUUCGCGACACCUUCCUCGACUGGAAGCAGGUCCAGAACAUCCUACUAUGGGUCCCUGACUGGGACGGUCUCGUCCCAAUUCCGACUAUUCUCAAGCCCAAGCCACUUUGGACGGGCAAGCAGAUCUUGGGGAUGGUGAUUCCCAAGGGUAUCAACAUCAGUCGUGGGUCUGACGACAAGAAGAACAAGUCGCAUCCGGUGUUCGACGACGGCAUGUUGAUCGAGAACGGCGAGAUCAUGUACGGGACUGUGGAGAAGAAGACAGUCGGUGCGGCCCAGGGUGGAUUGGUGCAUGUAGUGUUCCGAGAGAAGGGUCCCGAGGCGACCAAGCAGCUUUUCAGCGGGUUGCAGAUGGUGGUCAAUUACUGGCUCUUCCACAACGGAUUCAGCAUCGGCAUCGGGGACACAAUUGCGGACCCGGGGACCAUGUCGUUCAUCACCAAGAAGAUCGCCGAGUGCAAGCAGAAUGUGAAGCAGAUCAUCGAGGAUGCAAGUCAGGAUCGGCUGAAGCCCCUACCGGGUAUGACAAUUCGGGAGUCCUUCGAGAGCAUGGUUGAGCGACAGCUCAAUCUGGCUCGUGACGACUCUGGACAGCACGCGCAGAAGAGUUUGAAGGAGGACAACAAUGUCAAGCAGAUGGUCGUUGCCGGAUCAAAGGGAUCUUUCAUCAAUAUCUCGCAGAUGUCCGUGUGUGUGGGUCAGCAGAGUGUGGAAGGACGACGGAUUCCGUUUGGAUUCCGUCACCGGACGUUGCCCCAUUUUGCCAAGGAUGACUUCAGUCCCGAGGCUCGUGGAUUCGUCGAGAACUCGUACCUGCGCGGCCUCACUCCCCAGGAGUUCUUCUUCCACGCAAUGGCUGGUCGUGAAGGUCUGAUCGAUACAGCCAUCAAGACGGCAGAGACAGGUUACAUCCAACGGCGACUUGUCAAGGCCCUCGAGGACGUUAUGGUCUGCUACGACGGUACUGUGCGCAAUUCUUUGGGCGACCUGAUCCAGUUCGUGUACGGAGAAGACGGGAUGGAUGGUGCUUUCAUCGAGAAGCAAAACAUCGACACAUUCUCUAUCGACGAGGCGACGUUCGAGCACAACUAUCGUGUCGAUGUGACUGGCGAGAAAGGCGGGUAUCUGCCUGGUGUGUUGCAGGUCGGGGUGGAUGACAGCUCGUUGGAGUUGCAGGCGAAGCUGGACGAGGAGUUCGAUCGGUUGAGCACUGAUCGACGGAUGCUACGAGGCUUUGUUUUCCCCCGCGCCGAUCCGACGACGAACUUCUAUCUGCCGGUCAAUCUCUACCGCAUCAUACAAAAUGCGACGCAGAUCUUCCACAUCGACCGGAGGAAACCGAGCGACCUCGAGCCCGCUUACAUUGUGGAUGCAGUGCAUGGACUGGGCGAGAGGUUGAUCAUUGUUCGUGGCGACGAUCCUUUGAGCCGCGAGGCUCAGGACAACGCGGUGCUACGGUUCCGGAUGCAUCUCCGUUCGACGUUUGCUUCUCGACCCGUGCUGGAGAAGCACCAUCUGACGCGGGAAGCGUUCGACUGGGUGCUUGGCGAGGUGGAGUCCAAGUUCAAUCAGUCGAUUGCAAACCCAGGCGAGAUGUGCGGGACGCUUGCUGCGCAGUCGAUUGGUGAGCCGGCGACGCAGAUGACGCUGAACACCUUCCAUUAUGCCGGUGUGUCGAGCAAGAACGUGACGCUUGGUGUACCCCGUCUGAAGGAAAUCAUCAAUGUUGCGACCAACAUCAAGACGCCCUCGCUGACAGUGUAUCUGGAUCCCAGCAUUUCGGGUGACUCCAAGUCUGCGCAAAAUGUCGCACACGAACUCGAGUAUACGUCUCUGCGCACGGUGACGAGCGCGGUGGAGAUCUGGUACGACCCGGAUCCAAGUUCGACGAUCAUCGAGGAGGAUGCCAGUUUCGUGGAGGACUUCUUUGCCAUUCCGGAUGAGGACGUGGAGGCCAAGCUGCACCUGCAGAGCCCGUGGCUGCUUCGGUUGGAGCUGAAUCGGACGAAGAUGGUGGGGAAGCUGACGAUGCACUAUGUCGCAAGCCGAAUCGCGGAGAGCUUCAAGCAGGAUCUGUUUGUCAUCUGGAGCGAGGAUAACUCGGACAAGCUGAUUAUCCGAUGCCGAGUGCUCGGCGGUGGGGCAAAGGAUGAUGAUGGGCUGGAGUCUGUGGAGGAGGACAUCUUCCUGCGGCAGCUCGAGAACACGAUGCUGAAUUCGGUGAGCUUGCGCGGUGUGAAGGACAUUCGCAAGGUGUUCUUGCUGGAACACGACAAGGUUGUGACGCAGGACGACGGGAGCUUGGCGCUACGGAAGAAGGCGGAAUGGGUGCUAGAGACGGACGGGAUCAAUCUGAAGACGGUGAUGUGCAUCGACGGUGUGGACUACAAGCGCACGUACUCGAACAAUUGCGUGGAAAUCUUCGAUGUGCUGGGCAUCGAGGCAGCGCGAGCAGCGAUCCUGAAGGAGAUUCGUGGAGUCAUCGAGUUCGAUGGAUCAUACGUGAAUUACCGGCAUCUUGCCAUUCUGUGCGAUCUAAUGACGCACCGGGGCUCGCUAAUGGCGAUCACGCGACACGGCAUCAAUCGGGCGGACACGGGCGCGCUGAUGCGCUGCUCUUUCGAGGAGACUGUGGAGAUUCUGAUGGAGGCAGCUGCUGUCGGAGAGAAGGACGACUGUCAUGGGAUUGCGGAGAACGUGAUGUUUGGGCAGAUGGCGCCUAUGGGGACGGGUGCUUUCGAGGUCGCGUUGGACAUCGACAUGCUCAAGGAUGCGAUUGUGGACCACCGGCUACCUGUACAGUCGCUGAUGAACGUGUCGCACGACGGAGGGAUGACUCCUGGCCAAGUGGCGAUGACCCCGUAUGACACGAAUUCGCCCGUGUGGCAAGACAGCGCUUUCAAGGCCGACCAGGCAGCGUUCUCGCCGCUAGCGGUCAACGGUGCUGACGACGGCCCGAGCUCGUUCGGUGGACUUCCCGGCGGAUGGGGCUCGACACCCACACAUGAUGGAGGAAUGUCACCUGGGCCCGCUGGCUACAUCGCCGUUUGGGGCCACUGCGACGUCACCGUUUUCGAGCACAUCACCCUACGCAACCUCGCCCUUCUACGAUCGGUCGAAUGGCGGCCGGGCUGCUGCGACCAGUCCUACGUACAGUCCGACGAGUCCGAUGAUCAACUUGACGAGCCCGAACUACAGUCCAACGAGUCCGCGAUAUUCGCCGACGAGUCCGAACUUCUCCCCGACAAGUCCGCGAUACAGUCCGCAGAGCCCGAGUUUCUCACCGACCAGUCCCCGGUACAGUCCGACCAGUCCAAGUUUCAGUCCGACCAGUCCGCGAUAUUCUCCGACGAGCCCAAACCAGUCGUUGUCGCCCAAGUACUCGCCGACGUCACCACAGGCGUCGCCAACAUCACCCAAGUACUCCCCGACAUCGCCGACCUACUCUCCAGCAUCGCCAGCCUAUUCUCCGGCAUCGCCGGCGUACAGUCCGACUUCGCCGUCGUGGAGUCCGUCGAGUCCUGGGCAGGCCAAUUCCACGAAUCCGGCGACGAACAACGGGCGGACGCAUGCGUAUUCGACUUCGCCGUCGUGGGAUUAGGCGUGCCACGUCCCAUCCAUCCUCUAUCUAUCUAGUUUUUGCACAACACCCGUCCAUGUCAUUUUGUAGAUUAUUCGCUUAGCAUGUGUGUUCUGGAUUUCGUGAGCACUGAAAGAUUCGGCGUUGACAACAAGCAAGUGCCUCGUGAUCCUGGGGAUACGGAGAGCUUUCCAAGUUUUCUCGAUCUCUCAUGCAAGCAGUAGGUCGGAGGUCGCACAUACAUUGGUAUUUGACAUACAAAACGAUAGGAUAAACAUGUCAACAAAAACAACCGGAAAUUAUGGGCAGGUUCGUGAGCAUGGCCGACGCACAUUUCAAACAUCCCGGAAGCCCUAAUGACGACGACGAGCAGGAGCAGCCCGCUGACGACGACCAGAGGAUGGCCCGGAUCCGUCGUCCACGUAGCUGACCUCGGUUUCGUGGUAGAGGAGCCCAUCACGGUACUGCGCCAGGGCAGCUGGGUCGUGCGACUGCUCAGAUGGCCAAACUACGGGCUGGGGAGGGUAGCUAGAAAAAGGGUAGCCAGACUGGGGAUACUCCUGCUGAGGUGGGGGAGGAUAGCCGGUUUGUAGAUGCCCCGACUGCUGAGAAUGGCCGCGCUGAAGAAACCCGGACUGCUGAGGAUGACUAGGCUGGGGAUAUCCACCCCGUGGCGGCGGCGACUGAGAGUAUCCCGCUUGGAGAUCGGCGAGCUGCUGCUGAUGGACACGAUGGUCUACUGGCUGAGGAUAACCGUGGUACGGUUGAGAUGCAGGCGGCGGGUAAGGUGAAUGGCCCUGUCCGGCUGGUUGCAGGUAAGGGUGAGGGUCCGCCUGGUUCGCAGAACGAUUCAGAUGAUACUGGUGUGACUGUUGCCUAGAAGGUACCUGGUAAUCUUAAGGCGACCUGGGUUCCCGCUCAGAUUCAGCUCGUAUGAUGUGGGUAAAGAUGAGGUGAACUCACUGGGAAUAUGGACCUUGCUCGUACGGAGAACGAGUCGGGGGUGUCGUACUACUAGUAGCGAACUUUCCGCCAAUGAGAUCUUGCUGAGAAUUGAUGUUGGGGACUCGUCGGUGGAGGGGGGCGUGCGUGAGAUGCGAUACAUAUCGCAAUUCACGACCCCGCGACGCAGGCCCAGGCGGGGAAGCGAAUGUUGUUGCGGCCUCUUCUGCAGUUCUGCGGAACAUUUCUUCCCGAUUAAGUGGUGAAGGCCGAUUCGCGAGGGCCAGAUCGUGAGCGUCUCUGAGAGACUGGCUUGACGACUGGCCUAGCAUGAGAUUCAAAGCUGAAACCGUCGUACACUAAUACACACCCGAUGUUCAUUCCAAGCUGUUUCAGCAUCUCUGAGAAUCUUUUCAGCCGUGUUCAUAUCCAACGCUGCGCCCAGACUCUCGACAGCGUCAAUGCGCCUGGACAAUCUGAGCAUAGGCACUCAGCCUGGAGCUCUAUCCAUCAAGCGAGACAAAGUAGCAACUGACUCUCUAGUGGAUAGAUAUCCAUCUUCCGCCCCGAGCCUCACGUUACUUUCCCUCGCACUGUCGUUGAUUAUGUUGUAAACAAAGUUUCGUGCAGUUCCGAUCCAGUCUUGCGGUCUUUGCGGCUUGAGACGAGGCUUUGAGACUUUCUUCAGUAAGCUCUUCAUGGCGCCACGGAAAGAUCGCAGGUAUGUAGAGGGAAAGUGGGAGGGAUGAGUGGGGAGUCCAUUGAGUGUGAGUCUUGCGCUCUUCAAGUAGAUUCAAUCAAUGGUCGCGUGGCGCCAUUGUGUGUGUCUCAAGGGCCGAUGACUCGAAGCCAUCGCGGAGAGAACGAUUUGGUAUUUGGUAAAGGUCCCGAGGCCCGAUUUGAGAUUCGUCCGUCAAGAACGACUCAGCGGACGGCGAAUGCGAGAAUUAGAUUGCAGCGACUCAUGAGUGAUGACAAGCGUACUUGAUAAGUAUAGACAGACGUCAACAACCGCACCCACAAACCGCUCGACUGACCGUGGAGCCAGAUACACGUGAAACUAUCGCCCCAGAUCUCCGGGAGAAAUUCGCCAAUCUUGGCAGAAUACAGUGCCCCGAGCAAUGGUGGGUAGAUCACCAACCUUUUCUCCUUCAGAGGGGCUAUGCGCUCCGCCCACGCUAUUCACCCACUUGGACGCCUUCGUGGGAACUUCCCGAGAACCACGACACAUAGCCGGCAGAAUUUGAGGAUUUCGCUUCGUGUCACCGAAACUUGAACGCAAAGGCACUCGAUGCUGUGCGGGUCUACGACGGGACGACAGUUGUCUUGAAGCGUGUGAGGACCCAGGAUGCUGAAUUCGCGAUUCUUCAUAUUUUCGGGCAAACACUUCCGAAAAAUCAAUCCGAUACGAAGAACCGCACAGUACCUCUGCUGAAGAUCAUACCCCUACCAGACGAUGAGGCAGCUCUGGUUGUGAUGCCCAUGCUCCGCAUUUUCGAUAAUCCCUUCUUUGAGUGCUUCGUCGAGGUCCUCGAAGCAUUUCAUCGAUUUCUAGAGGUUAUUUCCUUCCUCUCCAACUGCGAUGGGACUCUCGGCGGGGCGUACGGACUCGUAUUUAUGCAUUCGCGCGGUUUCGUUCACGGAUAUCUGCCGCAGAAACCUGGCUGUGGACGUGUGGUCAUUCAUUCCUGGCGGCUGGCACCACAUUCGGCAAAGCACAGAGGACGCGAUGCGGAAGCCUACGGUCGUCCGAUAACGAUUAUCGGUCGAAGGGGCCAAAUAUUAUUUUAUUGACUUUGGGGGAUCCUGGUUCUACGAGGCCGGCAUCGAGGAUGCCGGUCACUCACGGUCUACGGUCAAGACAGAUCGGCUCCGGAAAUUUGAGACAAAAUCUCUUACAAUUCAUUCAAGCUUGAUAUCUAUCGACUGGGGAAUGUCUUUAGGAAUCUGAUGGAGGCAAGUGCUAUCCUCUUCUCACUUAUUCAUUCUGGUCAUCAGCACUGUUAGCUUUGGAACGGGGCUGAGCCGAUACAGGAUCUUGUUCAGCAAAUGACUGAAUCAAAUCCAGAUUUCCGGCCGACUGCUCAACAAGCCCUAUGGUGCAUGUGCCCUUAACACUACCACUUUUGUACAAGGGUCACAGUGUGUCACAGAAGCGUCUGUUUUCUUAUCUGUCUUACAGAAACACUCAGUUUGAGGUGUAGAACAAAUCUGUAAGAGGGAUAAUUAAUUGCUUCAAAACUGAGGGAGUUGAUGUUUUGAUUGACACCCCGAUUCCGG